Messenger RNA from Bombus pyrosoma, 14010 nucleotides. RefSeq names its product fasciclin-2 (gene Fas2). The record is from RefSeq and is a predicted model, not a curated record. Gene Ontology annotation, cellular component: plasma membrane; axon. Gene Ontology annotation, biological process: homophilic cell-cell adhesion; axon guidance; dendrite self-avoidance. Bases 67 to 2406 code for a protein of 779 amino acids. NCBI's taxonomy places the organism in Eukaryota, Metazoa, Arthropoda, Insecta, Hymenoptera, Apidae. Gene Ontology annotation, molecular function: cell-cell adhesion mediator activity. The transcript is spliced from 8 exons.
GGCGUCAUAGUUGACGCACGUAUGUCGUCGUAAAAGCACUCGUGGCAUUCGCCAAGCGUCGCGAGGAUGGGCGCCGCCGAGACGUCGAUCUGCAUUUCCGUGCUGUGCUUAUACGUCCUCAGGGCCACACCACCACCACGUGCUUUCAAUCGUCUGGCUUACGCGAAAGAACCUUCCUUGGAGAUUAUGCCAAGCGGGGAUACACAGACGAGGCCAAUCGGCUCCAGUAUCAUCCUGACGUGCAAACCGAAAGUCGACGACACCAAGCUGAUCAAGGACAUGCAAUGGAUCGACCCCCAGGAUCACGUGAUCGAAUCACUCAGACUCGUCGUCUUGCCGGUGGAAAGCACCCCGGGUCAUUCGCAGCCGCCCAUGUAUACAGAAUUGCUCCAGGACAACAGUUUGUCUUUGUUCUUCAACUCUCUGCAAGAACAACAGGCUGGGAAAUACACGUGCAAGGCCACUUACGCGAAUUCGAUUCAGCUGGAGAAGUCUGUGACGAUCGAUACCAUAGUUGCGAUUACUUGGGACAAUGCACCGUCCAAUCAAUAUCCUAUUCUGGGAGAAGACUACGCUAUUCAGUGUAAAGUGCGAGCAAGGCCUUCACCCUCGGUCGACUGGCUGUACAACGGCGAAUUAAUUAAGACGAACGACCACUACAUUAUAGACACGUAUGCUCUGAAGAUCAAGAACGUUCAAGAAUCCGACGACGGCAUCUACACUUGCCGUGCUUACGUAUUGACCACUGGAGAGCUGAGGGAACGACCUAUUCGCGUCGAGGUCCACAUACGGCCGACGGUGGAGGAGUUCCCCGCCCCGGUGAAUGUGAUCGAAGGGGAAGACGCAAGCAUACGAUGCAAAGCUCAUGGCAAACCACCGCCAAAAUUUACCUGGGUGAAAUCGCUCACGCACCAGAAUCUUUCGAACGCCAAUCGCUUCGGGGUGGACUCUGAUACGGGAAUAUUAACCAUCACGAACGUGAAUCGCGAAGAUGCAGGGGAGUAUCAAUGCACGGCGAUAAAUUUAGCCGGUGAAGCGAACACGAACAUCAGGGUAAACGUGAUCGUGAAGCCAAAGAUCAUGGAGUUCUUGAACAGUACCGUGGUACAGGAUAGCGAGGCGAAUCUUGUCUGCAAGGCCUUUGGCAAACCUCCACCCCAAGUCACCUUUAGGAAGCUCACCGACGAUAAACCGUACGUGAAAGGGACGCAACUAGACGACGAUAGAAUCAUGCUGACGAACAGUGCCGAUGACACGAACGGCGAAACGAUCGGUACAUUGACGAUCAAUAAAUCUCUCAGAUCAAACGAUGGACUCUAUGAAUGUAUCGCUGAGAACGCAGGAGGCGAAGCGCGUAGAAACGGUCAUUUAACUGUCGAAUUUCCGCCGUCAUUCGCUUCCAUGCAGAAUACAAGCUUUUGGUCAUGGGAACAGAGACCUGUGAACAUCAGUUGCAUCGCCGAGAGCAUACCGAACGCUACCAUUCGCUGGACCAUGUACGGCGAUCAGAAAAUCGACAAUGACAACAUGAUCAAGCAGCUGGGCAACGGUCCUCUGUCUACCCUGAUGAUUGUCCCGCUGGACAAGCGGUAUUACACCACUUACAAGUGCAUCGCGUCUAACAAGCACGGCACGCGGGAACGCAAUAUCGAAUUGAGAGAGGCCACGAAGCCAGCAGAAGUGUUGCAGGCGAAGAUGUCUGAAAUUACUGCCACUACGAUUAAAUUCGAUCUCGUGCCACCUAGCAGCAAUCCUGAACUGCCUGCGAGGACAAUUACCGUGCAGUAUAAGGAGGAUGGGCAGACCUGGAUGAUGGCGAAAAACAAAACAUGGUCUACUAAUUCAUCCUACGUCUUGGAAGAUCUGAAACCACAGACUUCGUACGAGUUCCGAUUCGCAGCUAGAAACGUGGUCGGCCUUGGUAACUGGGGAGCGUACCAUCGCGAAAUCACGCCCGGAAGGACGUUCCCGAACGAACCAAAGAUAAUGAUGCCUAGCGGAGAGUACGAUGUGUCCAGGUUCAACAAUCAAUACGAGCUAACUUGGUUAGCGCCAGCCGAUAACGGCGAGCCGAUUGACAUGUACCAGAUCAAAUACUGUCAAAUAAAACGCGUUUCUGGCGAGUGGGAGGUGUUAGAGAAUACCUGUCGAACGGAAGACAUCAAGACACAAGGAAGGCUGAAACACUGGAUCAAGAACUUAUACUCCGACACGUUCUACAAAGUGGAACUGAAGGCGCACAACAUAAUGGGUUUCAGUAAGCCAGGCUCUGGGAAGUUUAAGACCGCCAGAGAAUCUACGGACCACUAUGGGAACGGCAGUAUAGUUACUUCCGCUGGAGGUACUCGCAAGCUCACCGUGACCGCCAUUGCCACAGCAAUAACGAUCCUAUUUCUAGCUAUUUAAAAGAAACAAAAAAAAAAAAAAAAAGAAAGAAAGAAAAAGUAAACGAAACAAACAUAAAAUAAAACUGCAGAAAAUAUUAAAAGAGAUCAACGUCAUGAACGGUCGCUGUUCACGCUCUAAUCUUUCCAAUUUAUAGUGUACACGUUUUAAAAAAAAGUGGUAUACAAAUACGAACGUACGAAUGUUGCUAUAUAAUAUCACAGAGAGAGAGAGAGAGAGAAAGAGAGAGAGAGAGAGAGAGAGUGCAACCAGAGACACAAAACACAAUGGAUAAAAAAGAAAUGAGAAAAGAAAUUCUCGUGUAAUACGUUCCGUGUUCGUCAAGUUUUCACUUUUUACUCUAUAGACGUGUUUCUGCCGCGUGUUUCAUUUGUCGAACGCGCAAAGAUGUAUCGCAACUAGCACACAAACCAAACACGAACUACACACACAUACGCAUACACACACACACACACACACGCACACGAUUAACGAUUAUUGUAAAGUGAGUCACUUAUUGUUAGACCGGUGCACAACAUUCCAACGUAGAAACAUUAGCGAAUAAGUGGGAUUCGAUGAUGUUCGCUGUGUUGAAAAACAGUGGAGGAAACGAGAAAUAAAAAUGAUCGUAAUCCAUUGUAAAUUAGUAGCGCGUCUUAACGGUAAUACUUGUUCGUAUGCUCGCGUCGUUACCUUUUUUUUUUCCUUUUUUUUAGCGAAUAUACGGUUUCGUGUUUUUGUAUUAUUUCAAGGUAAAAUUUUAUUGUUUCGAGGAUUCGCAACUCGUGAUUGAUAGUUUAGUAUAACGUAGAUUGGUGAUCAGAUCGGGACAGCAUUCGGGUGGAAUAUUAUAAAUUGUGAAUAUUCGCGAAUCAUUCAGAGUAAAUUGCAAAAUAGCGUUGUAUGUCCAGCUCGAAAAUCAAUUUAUUCAAAGGAUAAUAUCACGAUCAUCGAUGCAUUAGAUGUAUCGUCGCGUGCAUCGUGAAUCCAUUUUAACAUAACAUUAAAUUAAGGGGCUGAGACACGUAUUGCCUUGAAUUGCCAAAUGCUUAGUGUUAAAACGCGCAAGGUAUUACAUUGAAGACAAAAAUGUUCAGCACAUUGUGCAGGAGUGUUCAUAGAAUUGAAUUUUCGACUUUUCGAUCGUCGAAAGGGAAUAAGAACGAAUAUAUAUAUAUGUAUUAGGUUGCUUCGUAAAUUCUGGCUCGUGAGAAACAAUUUUCUACAAAUUUACACGAUAUAUUUAUGUGCGUUAUGCCUCUUUUAUAAAAAUCUUGAAAUCUGUCAUUUAAGAAAGGACUCGUUAUAUAUCUUAUGGCCCCGAAAUUAUUUAAUUCCUUCCGUCCAAAAUAUUCUCUGCUGGAAAAAAAGGAGUGAGAAUCCGUUGGUGAAAAUGUGGCAUAAAAUGCACGUAAAAUACAAAACCACAUAAGACAUCUAAAGUAUAGUAGUGAUAAUUAUAUUUAAUAAGCGAAUCAUACACUUUUAAUUAUUUUCGUAUAAAUACAAAUUUGCAUAAAUAUUCACAGUCUAGUCAUUAUAAAAAAAAACCCUUUUAAAUGCCUGAUUAAAAGAUCGAUGAAAACAUCUUAUUCGUUUGUUCCGUAAACUCUAAAAACGCUAUUAAUAUCAUAUCAACUUAUAUAGCAAUGUUAUACGUGUUUAUUAUAACGCUGAUAGUCUACUUACAUGUGUGAACGAAGAGGCGGACAGAAAUUAUGCAGCAAUCUAAUACAAUUUGCUCAAUAUUUCGAAAGGAAUAAGAAACGUUAUUCGAAAAACUCUAGCUAAAAUUGUAUUUAAUAUCGGGUCUGCCAAGGGUAUUUUCUUGUUUCUCGCCACUUAGUAGAGUACAAAUAUUUUUCGAAUGGAAUUUUUCGCGAUUCUCGCGGUUCGAUUUGCAACGAACGAUUCAACGUGACAAAGGAAAGGAACAACGAGUAGAGCUACAGGGGUGAAGCAAUUUCUUCGUGGUGUACACGUAGAAACACGAACGCAACUCGUUACCAUUUCUCUACAGACGCAACACGUCCGUCGAGGAAAAGAAAAUUCCAAAAAAAAAAAAGAAAAAAGAAAAAGGAAAAAGACACCGGGAUAAAUCGUCCGCGAAAAAUCCGUUUUCGUCCGAGCUGAACUAGCGCUCUUUGCAUAUAGCCUGACCUGCCUGUGGCUAACUACUUUUCUCUUUUUCUGUUUGUGGGUUUUUUUUACCAAUUUUCUCGAGGAAGGACAUCCGAGGAGUUUUUACACGUUUAGAGCCAAAGAAAAAGAUACACUUGCAAAUACUUAGACUUACUUAAACCACGCUUCGCGUGUUUUUACGCUGAACUGAACCCCUCAACUCCUUAAAAGAACUCACAUAGGACGUGUGAACACGACGACGCGAUAUGAUCGUCGAUAAAUAUGAUCGUGACCGAGUACACGAACUAUUCGCGAGUUAUAAAACAAAAAAAAAAAGAAUAAGAAGCUAAAUAUGUCUAUAAACGAUGAACCGAAACCCAAAUGAUAGAACAUCCGCACGAAACGGGAGAAAGCACCUUUUUUCUUAACCAUUUAUACUUUUAGAUUGCGCCUAAAAAUUAGUUUUCUUAACUGGGUUCAUUUUUCAGCCGAUUGCAUAUACGAUUUUUUCUCUCCUCUUGUGUAUGGUUAAUACAUUUUUUUUUCUUUUUAUUUUUAAUUGUUAUUCAUUGUUUCUCUCUUGGGAAAUUUUCAUUAACUUUUUUACCAAGUGAUCGGACUUAGUCCUGCUUGAUUAGCUCUUGGACCAUACGUGUUUAGUGCGCAUGAUGUGUGUUAUGAUUAUCGAUUAUUACUAUUAUUAUUAUUAUUAUUAAUUCUACCAUUGCUAUUAGCGUUAUUUACUAUUAUUAUUUUAUUACUAUUAUUAUUAUUAUUAUUAUUAUUAUUAUAUUCACGACGUACGCUGCUGCUACGGUUUACUAUAAUUAUUAUUAUCAUUAUUAUUGUUACUAUUACCAUCGUCGCUACAUAUUGUCAAUAUCGUCGUCAAUUAGUUUACCUGACCGCACUUAUUUUGUAUACCGUGUGUAUCGUCAUUACCAUUAGUAUUAUCAUCACAACCACCGUCACGAUUAUCGAUUACGAACGUCGCCACGAUCAUCCACGCUGAUUUCUACGUAUCUUUUCUUUUCUUUUCUCUCUUUUUCUUUUCUCGUUGGAGUGAGAAGCAAAAGAACGAGGACGAGAAAAAAAAAAGAAGUAAAGAGAAGGAAAGGUGCUUCAUAAGAGGCAAAUAAAUCGAAUAUCGAGCAUCGAGUCUCAAGGUACACGGUACACUGAAUACUCUGUCGCGUCUGAAAUACAAAUGGCCCCUUGUCCACGAGUAUCGAUCGCGAGUCAUCGUUCAACGAAUGCGACAGGGUCGUCGCAACCUCGAUCUCUUAAAUGUUCGCUCUUGCCUUGGGUUUUCUUAUUGUUAGAUGUUAGAUUACGAUCGCAUGGCAUGCGCUUCUAUUGUUUCAUAUAUAUAUAUAUAUAUUUUAUUGUAUUUUAUUCCCUUUUUUAAAAUGCCUCAUUAGUUUUGUUGAUUCUUCUAUUAUUACGUUCAUUAUUUCUUUUUUGGUACCGUUCGUUUCAUUUAAUUUAGCGCCGCUCGCCUGUCUCUUUUGUUGGCGACACUCUCAUUCCAUCGAACACAUCACGUACCUUUGUAAGUACUCGAGGGAUUCCACGUGAUCAGCGAUUGUAUGUUAACACAUUUGAGUGUGCUUAGGUGUAAGAAGAAUUGUAAGAACGAAACUGGGUGAACGUUCUAAUAGCGACAGUUGUUUAGUAACAUUGUUGAUACAGCUUUUAGCUGCAUACAUGCAUACAUAUAUGUACAAUAUGUAUAUCUGUCAUAGCAUAAACGCAACGAGUUUCUGGUGCACGAUUUUCUAUAUAUCAAUGGUUUCUUAUUCAUUGUACGAUAAUGUGUUCCAUCGGAUGUGGUCGAUCAAACUACGCACAGUAAUUAUUGAUAUUCAACAAUAUUUUUAUACAGAAUAUCCUCUUUUUUCGUAUGGGAAUAGUUAUUAGUAAUACACGAAACGAAUGAUUUAUAAUAUCUUUGAGCGCAAUAAUUAAAAUCUGUAAGGGGAGGCAGGGAGAGGAAAUACGAACUGGUUCGUUACCGACUUUAUUCUGCGACGACCGUCUACAAACUGACUUCACCGUCGUUGUCCUCGUCGAUAUAUCCACGUGCGCUCCGACGGAAAUGCACUUGGCAGCGCGGUAUCGGUUAUUAACGCUUUUGCUGAUCCGCAGCUACGGAAUGUGCUCUCUGAGAUGCGCAUCAGAGUAGUUUUAACGAGCUAACCAUGCUAAGAAUGAUAGAAAAGGGUAUAUGUUAACACACGUAAUUUUAUGUUUCAAUUUUACUUUGUCUAAAAAUAUUGCAAAUAUUAGAAAAUACAUGCAAGGAAACUCGGUUUAUAUUUUCUCUGCAGUUACUAUCGUUGCGCAUAAUCCAUCAGGGUUAAAUAAACUUUGUGUAGCAACGUCUUUCAAAUUAUCAAUGCACAAACUUCUUACGAAUCUUACUCAUUAUACAAAUAAGAUUUAAAACACACAUCUGAAAGAUUUCCAUAAAUCGCUAAGUAAAUGCAAGGAAAAAGAAAUUUCAUUCCACAAAUUGAUAGAAGAUGAGAGUUUGGAACGAGUUACGCGGCUGACUUUUUUGUGGAUUUCCGAUCCCAUUGAAAAUGAUAACAAGCACCUGCACCAGAAUAUCGUUGUCCGUGCGAUCUAUCAUGUUCCUAUGAAUAAAAAAAGAUAUCGCUAGUAUGGGAAUAUCUCUGGUGGCAGCACGAGGGAAUGAAUGAUCGUACGCGAUUCAACUGUCGCGUGUCGAGCGUUCGCCCAGAAUGUCGCGUUUUAGAUUCAUGUAAACGAGUCGUACGAGGUUAUAUUUCACGUGAACCGGCUCGGCCGUGAAGAUAAAGGCGCAAGUGGGUUGUGUAUGUUUGAUCGCUUUCCUUCUUUCUUUUUCUUUUCUUUUUUUUUUUUUUUUUUUUUCUUUGUGAUCGAUCGAAUCCUGAGCUGGCCUAAGAUUCUCGAGUGCCGAGACGAACGAAUGUAUAUUAGAUGUAUUAUACGAGUGAAUGGAUGAAAAAUCUCGCGAUUUCUAUGAAAUGGAAUCGAACGAUGCAAGAAGAAACACUGUGGUUCCGAGAAGAAGCGGGCGGAAUUUUUUUCUCCAAAAAUUUGUGACUUUCUUCUUUUUGUUUGGACGAAAUAUGGCGAAAAUUUGCGCUGGAAAUUGGUAAAUAAAAGUCGUACAAGUAUACAGGUGAAUGUUAAUGUACAUUGAUGGUUUAUUUAAAUUGAUAUACAUCUAUGUUAUUAGGCUGGCUAUUCUGAGAUAAAUAAGAAACUGCAUUUCAAAUUUUUAUAGCAUUCAACAGAUCUCGACUACAUCUAAAAAUAUCCUAAUUUUAAUCUUAUGGUAACGAUAUAAAAUACCGACAUUUUACCAAAUAUUUUGACGGUUUAGGUGAAAACAUUAUUUGGCGCCUCGUGUUAGUUUGUCCAAAUCCAUCACAGAGACAUCCAAAAUUCGUCUGACGGGCAACAUGUUACUUAAUCUACUUAAAUCAUCGCCAUUUUAAAUCAUAAUUUAUCAAAGUCUUAUUUAUGCUAAAAAUAAAACAAUCGUGAAUUAUCCUUUUAAAUAUCAACGCACAUACUCGCACUGUAUAACUAUGCACCAACAUCUACUUUAUUAUCAAUCACAUGUUUCUAUUCACGGCCAUUCCAUCCAUUUAAUCAAAAGAAAAAAAUAUUACUCAAAAGCAUAUCAACGAGUCACCUAAAACCUCAUCUUCGCGCAACUCGUCCCGUCUGCAAGGGAAGGGAAACUCGUUCAACAGAACAGACUAUGCAUUCCAAAACGCGAGAACUCGACGAAGAAACAGUAGUUAACGAGGCACCGAUCCCACUUCCGGCUAGUUCUCGAGGAACCUCUUCUUCCCCGGAACCACGGGAUCGCAUCGCGACUAGUUUUCGCGAAUCUGCGCGUGUUCCUCGAAUCCUCGCGUCUCGAACACGGAAUUCUCGACUUCCGACCGUCUUCAACUUCGCCCUCUUGAAAAGAGCGCGCAGAGGUACGCGAGUCGCUUCCGGUAGCGCGCGCACCAGAAACAGAGAGAGAAAGAGAGACGCGAAUAGACACAGUGCACGGCAUAUAAAACUCGUGUCUCGGUCGAAGACGAAGAGAAGCGUUUUCAUCUUCGAGGCUGCUUUUGAGCAAGGUUCGCGGCACGAGGAGCGUGCUCGUCGGCGCGUGAAGCGUUUUCGCGCCGGCGAAGACAAUAGGUCGCCUCAGAAUCAAGCGGAAACGAGCGAGAAAAUCGUUUCUGCUGUUCGAGUCUCGCGAAAACCUAUCCUCGUCCUUUUGCCAUCGAUCCGCUAGGCUUGUUGAACGAUUGCCAAACGUAGAGAGAAAACAGGGAGAAGAGAGAGAAAGAGAGAGACAGAUGAGGAGGAUUUCUCGUAAUUUGUAGCGCCGUCGAAUACCCACGAGGCUCCAUCAGAAUGAGAUCUGAUUCAACCGUGUCCUAACGUAAUUUUGUCCAAGUUAAAUCGCUUUUGAAGAGAUGGACAAUACAAGAGAGAGGGAGAGAGAGCGAAUCGUCGAGAUUGCGUGGAUCUCCCUUUUUCACGACGCGUUCGCGAACGUUUCGGCAGAAUUACCAAUCCAGUUUCGAGAAAAAGAGUAAAAUAAUGGGUUUUAACUCUCUUCGUGGGCCGACGGAUAUACUGCGUUACGAGACAAACUGGUAGAACGCAUUUUCGUCAGGCUACGUAUUUUCCACGUUCUGGCCACACUGAAAAUCGAUAAAAAUCGGGCUAUGCAAGUCUCAUCCGGAGAAUUCGUGGCUGGGUAAACCGCACCGUGAAAGAUAAUUCAGGAACGCGUUAAUGGCGAAGCCGCUCUGGCUUGGACGAUACCAGCUCCGGAAAUAAAAGACCACGUGAAAUUGCUCGGUGACCUGAUUCGAUUCCACUAUUUUUUUCGUUUAAACGAUUUAAUCGUCUGAUUGAUUCAUCUGCACGUUUGUGCAAAGACGUCUGUGAGAUUUCCGCGAUGAAAAGAUUUCUGACGUCUACUGUUAUCAGAUUUUGCUCAUCAAAUAUUAUUUUAUACGCUGGAAUGGUCAUUUCGAAACUACAGGAGAUUUCUAUUUAUCUAAUUUGAUUAAUUGAAUACGAUAUAAUAAUUCAUAUAAUAGAAGGUUAUUUAAUAUCUCAUUCAGGCAAAAUUGUGUUCAAAUAAAUGGACUCUGUGUGCAAUUCAUUUGACACUAAUUAAAAUUUCAUUUGAAUAAAGAGGAUUCUAUCACAGUUCUUCCUGGCUCCUCGUUUUUCGUUGUUUCUCCUCUUCCUGAAUGUUCCUUUUAUAGCCUUUUAGCUUCUUCUUCUUCGACCUUCUUCUAUUUAUUCAUAAUCAGCAGUUUCUUCUAUUUCUUUGCUCAUGCAUAAAUAACGUCGUUUCCUUGAGCUCUUCCCUUCGAAAACAAGGAAAUAGCUUAAUUUUUGCAAUCUACUUACAAUCCACAUAUUUUUUAUCAAACUUCUUCCUUCCAUCUUUCUUCUUGAUCAAAGUUCUUGAUCAACCCUUGCAUUAUAUGGGACGAAUCUUCUAAAGGAGAGCAUCGUUUGAUUAACUUCUCUUGAUCAGGCGUGAGUUUUCUUGACCAAACCGGAAAGUCAGGAUGGUAGCGCGAAAACGCGCGGAUAGAAGGCAGAUUUCGAGAUUAAUCGGUGAAACUCGGGAUAAUGGCUCGCUUGUAACGCAAUUAAAACUCCGCAGGCUGGCCUCGCGGCCAGUAACUUAUAAUAGAGAGCGCAAGAACCUUGGUAAACUGCAUCCUGUCCUCUUGUUCGAUCUUCUCUCUUUCCUUCUCUUCUUGUGUAGCUUACCGCGUUUCGCGGAGAUGCAAUUUUGUAACUUAAAACGCCGCAGAGUCUGCCGCGAAACUGCUUCGGUCGGAAAGAUCAGAAACCGGCGUCGGUGAGAUAAUUUCGAGGAGGAUGCAAAUGGGCCCCGGCGAAGAGAGGCGCCUUCUGUUUCCCAGCUCUCAGCUUCCGAGUGGAAAAAACGCGCGAGAUCGUCGACGAAAGUGUUGGCACAAAGAGCUGUUGUAGCUGUGAAAUUGUUUAUGAACUCGCGUAGAACAGUCUGACGCGGAAUGCUAGAAGCUCCUUUCUUAACUUCAAUUGCUAAUUGCAAACUAAAUACAAUGUUUUUGGACAAUAAUAGAAAGAUGAAGUCUGUAAGUUUCAGUUCAAACGUGUCGUUAGUGUUAGAGUAGACGAAUAUGAAGGCUACAGAUGAGCGAACGUAAGGAAAGCAAUUUUUCAAUCCAGUAAGCGUUGAAUAAAUUUUAUGUAAUCGAAACUGUGGUUUAGGAUAAUGUGUUGCGUAAUGAUUACGCUGUGGAUGUAUAUACAUUUAUAGGAAAUUUAAAAUCUUCAAAAAUGUAUAGGACGUAUGGUUUCGAAUAUAUUUCGUUUAAUGUUGAACAAAAUUUUCAUUUUUAUGUAACUCUUCUAUGAAUAGUUGUUCUUUGUUGUAGCUUUUCUCGUCAUAUUUAAUGCAUUACACUUUUUUUAGUGUAAAAUUCAUGCCUUUCUAAAACUUCCAUGAAUAACUAACAUAUAUCUAUAUUUCAACAUGGCAACGUUCAUGUAAAUAUCUUCCAUUUGCAUAAAUUUUACUAUCUUUUGCAACUUCUACCUCUGCUCCAGUUCUACAACUAACACUUUUCAUUUUUUCCUCAUUAUGCUACACAUAAUUCCUGUCAGAGUAGAAAAUCAUAUUCCCUUACCAAAAAAAAAAAAAAAAAAAAAAAAAUACUAUUCUUUCCUACGUCACAAGUACCAAAUGCCCAGAAAUCGUAUCUUGUUUCCAUGAAAUUCUUAUAAUUCCUGUAAAUUGAUUCUUUUCUUUACCACAAAUACCGAAAUAUCCAAAAAUUACAAUAUCUUGAUCCCAUAAUUCUCUAAAUUCCUGCAAACUACAGUAAAAUAAAGAAUCUUUCUUAUAUCAAGCGCCAUAUAUCCCAACACACAAAUUCCUAAGAAACAACUUGCGCAAUUCCAUAAAAUUCCUACGUCUUCCCUAAAUUCUAGCAAAAUAAAAGAGAAGAAAAACGACUCGUAGAAUCCAUGCCGGGCAAAUCCAAAGCGAAGUAACAUCUCUACUUUAUUAUAAUCUCUGAGUGCCAAUACUUUUGCGUGCAGCGAGCGCAAGCUCGUUCGAGGAACUCGGUUCGCCCCGAAACAGAGGGCCCGUUAUAAAUAGGCGACGCGUUUCCAAACGAGGACGGACAUAUGAACGUGACUUAACGCAGGAAAGAGAAGGGUUAAGGAGGCAACAACAUGAAGCUAGCUCGCGAUAUGAAGCGCACCGUGCAAUGUCGAGUGCCGUGAAUCUAUUUUCGAGACACAUGGCAUUCCUGCUGUGUGCAUCGCGAAAUUACGAUAACGCAAUCGUGACUUAAGUGCUGGACAAGUACGGUACCUUCCUGGAAAGAUAUUCCUGCUUUUCAUAGGCAUCUUCUCCGUCUCUUGCACGCGGUUGUUAAAGAACUUCGAAUUACCGACUUCCUCCAACUUCUUCCAACGAUCAGCACCUCGUCGAAGUAGGAAAAUUCAAAGUAAGCUCGAAGUCAUUUCACGAGAUCGGUUAGUGGACGCAUAAAGUUAUUACAUUGUUCCGUGAAAAUUAUAGUCGUCGUAUAUAUUGCUAUCCCUCUCUUUGUCCCGAUAUAUAGCGAAUCGGAUAGCAGAAUGGAGAACGACUUGUAAAAACGAGCAAAUUUUCACAAGCGAGCAUUAAAAUGAACAAAGCCAGUACGAGGAACGCAAUUUUGCUGUCGUUAAUUUCUGCCGCAUAGAAUCGUUCCUCGAAAAUGAAAUUCGUCACCAUUCGCCAGCCACCUCCAUUUCCAUGUAGACAUUUUUUUUCUAUCCCUCUUAUUCGAUCCUAUCGUCCACAGUUACAAUUUUCAAUCCUCCCGUCUAUUUCGCAUCGGAUAUUUUCCUCUGGCGAGGAAAUGGAGUAGAGCUGGUCCUUCGAGCAACAACGUAUAAUGGUAAUAACCGAGCCACGAUCCUGUCGAUUGCAGCACUCGAGGAAACAUUUCUUUUUUCAUUCUUUUUUUUUUUUUUUGUUCUUAUAAUAAAUUUCUUUCUUUGGUUGACAUGUCGAAUUGAUCAUCGAUGGCGUUUAUUGAAAUAGCUGUUAUUUGCAUGGUGAAAUACGUGUGCGAGUCGAGCCAGUGGUCGUGAGAAAAUUACAAGAUGUAGGAUACAGGUUAAAUUUUGUUUUAGGGCAUAGGACAUUUUUCACGAAUUUAUACAUGUAUUUUCUGAUAAUACUUACGAAAUGAGUAGAGGCCGGGAAUGUUAGAUUUGAAUUUAGGGAACUUCUGAAAUUUAAUCCAAACUUAACGCACGUCUAAUCUAGCUGAAACCUAAUCCUAACUCAAAGUACAAACUCGACGCUGUGAUUCACGGUUUUGUGACUGCAUCGGCCUGCAUCGAAUAUUGCAAUUUUUGCAACAAGAGUAACUUUUAAUUUGAAAGUUUCUUAAACUUAAAAGCUACGUUUUUCGACUCUAUUCGCCGAGUGUAGUGUCUGAAAAUACAUACGGGGAUCGGUUAAAAGCUUUUGGUGUCUUGAAACGAACGAGGACAAAAUACAACGUUUUGAAAUGUAACAGAAUACUUCAUUCAAUAUACCAUGGAAUUAUCCGUUAUCAAUAAAAAGCAAUCUUAAUUUUCCAAUAUCUCCUUUAUAGAAAUCGAUACGUUCUGAUUUAAAAACUAACGACGUAUGUUCAUCGACAGCUUCAUCCUUGAAAUGUGCAGCUGAAACGAAACUAUAAAUGUUACGAUGUACUGUCAGCAAUUGAAAAAUCUUGAAGGAAGAUACCAUCCAUUUUAAGUUUCAAGGGAAUAAAAUUAAAAAAUCAUAAGUAGAAAUUUCUUCAAAGAUUUUAGUAUAAUACUAGUUCGUUUUAAGCAUCAGUUAAUUAGAGUUUGUCGAUCGAAUUGCUAUUUAUCAGGUGUUUCACGUUUCUAUAUUUUAUUUAUCUCCACUGACUCGACUCGUUGACCGCCGUAUAAAACUGAAGAGGAUGAAACGCAGACCGAGGAGAAAACGAAAAACCAUGGACUGAAGUGCGUGCACUGUUUUUCGAGCGCCAUUUCGUUUCUCUUUGUUCGAUUAAAUAAAAGGAAGAAGAUUGAAAAGGAACGCGUUUCGCGAUCAGAUCCAGCGUUUUUAAAAGGAUUCGCGGUAUUCGCGUGUAAUUGCCGACGAAUAUAUAUAUAUAUUAAAUUGCGAUAUGUAUACAGCAUACACAUGUAUAUGUACAAACGUAUAUAUAUAUAUAUAUACAUAUAAAUAUUAUAUGUAUAUGAAAGAUGUCUAGAAGAGAAAUAAACAUUCUUACGUGCAAGGAUUAUGUGCUAGCCUAGUGCCUAAUAUACUAUAUAAUAUAUAUAUAUACAUUCGUAUUUAUAACGAGGGCGAACGUUUUAUCGUUUCACCUGUGGAAAACACUUAUUGUAAAUAUGAGUAUGGAAAUAUAUAUGUGAGUGUUCAAGGAA